AUGGCGAUCGGCUCGGAUCCUCUCAAGCUCUUCAAGGAAGUGUAUUCCACUUGUCUUUUGAUUUUCUCCUCUGCCAUUGUGUGCGCCCUCAUCUUUACAGGAGAAACGAAGGUUGCCAGUGAAGCUCAUCCCGCCGUGGCGUUCAUUGUGCUAUGGUUGGCCAUCAUUUGGCUUUCCAUGGUGGAAGGUGGACAAGCUUCUUGUGUUGGAUUGCCACCAAUUGAUAUGGACUUGUACAAGGACUCACACCCCAAAUCUCAUCAGAUCAUGACCAUUGUCAACCGGGGAGACAACUUGGAUCGAUACUUGAUGGGACGUCAGUUCAUGGUCUUGGCUCUGGUCUUUGUGGAAAACUUGUGUGGACAUCCCCUCAACGAAAAACAACAGCUCUGGGGUAUGCCGGAUUGGGUCAUCACCAUCUUUUUGGGAUCCGGAUUGGCCAUGUUCUUCAUGACGGCCAUGAUUGGAAAAAUCUCUGCCCAAGUCAACGCUUCUCGAUGCAUGUUGGACUACAUCAAUAACUGGUUUGGCCUCUUCACGCUCCAAGUGGCUCGCAUCAUUGAAGCCUCGGGACUCUUGCACUGCUGCUACUUGGUCCAAAUCUUCUUUGCCUGGGCAUCUGGCCAGCCUCUCCAGUCCACCGAAGCACCCCGCAGUCCGGUCCAGAGCUUGUUCUUCUGGGGUCGCGUUGUUGUUUCUUUUGCAAUCUUGGUCUUUGCCUUUGUUGUGACGCUUGUCGCGCUUUUCAAUGGCCAAACCACCAUGUGGGAGGGAGUGCCUGGUGGAGUUUCGGUUAUUUUGUUCUUUGUCUUUAUGGCCAUUGUGGGUAUGCUCGAGGGUAUGCAGAUUGCCUUUUUCGCCGUCGCAAAGAUGCACAAAGAAGAACUUGCCUCUAAUGCAUGGGCCAACAGAACUUGCGACGUCUUGUUUGCCAAUGACGGACGUAACUUGCCAGGAUUCAUGGUUGGACGCCAAAUGUGUGUGACUCUUUGCUUCUUCAUUGUGGCCCGUGUCACUACCAUUAAGCUCGAAGAAGGCGAUGAAAACAUUUUGGGAGUGUCGGAUGGACUUCAAUCAUUCUUCGAAACUGGAUUGCUCGGAGCCCUCAUUACAACCAUUGUCGCCUCCAUCACCUGGCAAUUGGUGGCCUCUGCUUUCCCAAUGGCAUUCUUGUCCACUCCCCUUACCUACGUCCUCCUUCGCUUCUGCCUAUUUUUGGAAUGGACUGGUAUCUGCCAAGGUGCUUGGGUUGUUGCUUUGGUCCACCGAAAGAUUGCUCGUUUCAAGCGCGACGAAGUCUAUGUUGGAACCGCCGACGAACGUGCUGCCAAGAAGAGGGCCAUUGCUGAAGCUAAUGGCGAGGAGGUUGAAGACGACUACAAUGUCGUGCCAGGACACAUGUACCCAGGAGUUCCUACUCUUCCACCUAACUUUGGACACCGCACCCAAACUUUGGAAGAUCUCACCCAAUUGGAACAGGAGCUUACUGAGCACAGGCAAGAUGUGGACCACCGUUUGGAGGAGAUUCGAGCCAAGAAGGCAAAGCUUGCCGCAGUUGUUGACGUUGACGCCGUCAAGAUGGUCAACAACGCGGAUAAGGACAAGACAGACUUGGAUAAUGAUGACAACUCUGGCGAUUGUGAGGCGUAA
Seminavis robusta is the source of this 1650-nucleotide messenger RNA. NCBI's taxonomy places the organism in Eukaryota, Bacillariophyta, Bacillariophyceae, Naviculales, Naviculaceae. The record is from the annotation of a GenBank genome assembly.